Messenger RNA from Lytechinus pictus (painted urchin), 897 nucleotides. RefSeq names its product WASH complex subunit 2-like. The transcript is spliced from 9 exons. Lineage: Eukaryota; Metazoa; Echinodermata; Echinoidea; Temnopleuroida; Toxopneustidae. The record is from RefSeq and is a predicted model, not a curated record. Bases 1 to 897 code for a protein of 298 amino acids.
AUGUAUGGCCAUAGAUCACUUCCGUACAUCAUUGGAACCCCAGCCUUCAUGCAAGACGAUGAUGUCGGGCUGAUGGACUUAAGUGAAGAAGAAGUAGAAGAUGAUGACUCAAGUGUGGAAACUCUCAGUGACUCAGAGAAGUCGGAACUGUCAGAUUCUGAGUAUACUGACACAGAGACGGAGUCUGAGUUCACCGGGGGAAGGCAGAAGAUGACGGCUGAUACAACCGCAACAUCUACCAAUAGGAGCGAUUCUGAGGAGUCCGAUACCGGGCUGUUUGAUGACGACGAACCGUCGGACCAGGAGGCUGCAGCACAGCCGAUGAACUUCCAAGAUGAGUUGUCCACCAAGCUUGGAGGUGGUAUGCAAAGGGGUGCACCCAGCCAGGAACCGGGGGAGAUGACGGAUGAAUCUAACAGGAAUCGAUCCAUCUCAGAAGAUAGCAAAGCAUCAUCUCAGGAAAGCUCCAAGAAAGGAACGAGAAGAAAGAAACUUCCACUGGAUAGAGAGAAGAAGAGCAAAAAGAAGAGAUCGACAUCUAAGACUGAAGAUGAUAAUCUAUUUGGUGAGCAGCCUGGCCAAGAUGGCGAAGCAGAGGAUUCUCCGUUUGGAAGAAAAGGACUUUUCAGUAGUUCAGGAGGAGGACUCUUUGACGAUGACAAAGAAGAUGAUGGAGGUUUGUUUGAUGAGAAGCCGUCAGCUGUCAGGAGGGACGUUGCAACAGACCAUGUUUAUGAGGACAUAGUCGGUAAGUCAACCUUUAAGUUUGAUUUAUCCAUAAAUAAAAAUGCAACAGUGAAUGUGCUCCAUAUAAUACACAAUGACCCUGACAGACUACUUGCUAGGGUGUGCCAAGGUUUCUUCAGCGCCCACAGAUAUUACUAUAUGUGGGACUGA